UGUAUUAUGUGACCCUCUUGUUUCACGUGGCUCUCCGAAUCUUCCUAACGUCACACUUAAUCCCCUAAUAAUCCAUCAGUCGUCGAUCUAAAUUAUGCUAAUUGCGAACGGUCAACGUCGCAGAUAUCGUCCGAUGACGACGUACAUUAUACAGCUCUCGCGCUGUCGAUCAUUCAACACGUUUGCCUCCUUUCUUUGCCCUUAUAUCGUGUCGCGUGUAUAGAAUCGCAAUGAAGUUCAGCAUAGAAUCCACCGCAUCCUAUAACAGCAUCCAUCCUGCCUAUCAUUAUACCGAGCAAUUCGCCAAUAAUGGCGAUACCUAUCGGGAGGGCACCAGGUGGUAUGGGGUUUUCCUCGCGUUCCUGUCGGGCACCUUCUUCACCAUUAGCGCCGCUUUGGUCAAGGCGGUACGCAAUGUGGACCCUAUGAUGUUGCUGGCCAUCCGCGCCCUGUUGCAGAUCCUAGUGAUGCUCAUCGUGGCCUGCAGAUCGUCCGGAGAACUCUUCGGCCCUUCCGGACGGAGAAUACUUAUACAUUUUCAGGGCCUGGUAGGCGGCAUGACUCUGUCACUACUAUACUACAGCUUCCGAGAAUUACCUUUAGGAGAUGCCACAACAAUUAUAUUCAGUUCGCCUGUGAUCGUCAUCGCGCUUUCCUUCCUCUUCUUGAAGGAACCCUGCGGCGUUCUGCGUAUACUGGUAGUCUGCACGCUUUUUGCAGGCGUCAUCCUCGUUGCCAGACCGCCCUUCUUAUUCCAGAUGCAUCAUGCCGAGAGCUACAAUCUUAUGGGAUACCUGUGCGCCAUCAUGGCGACUGUCUUCACGGCGCUCAACAUCGUCGUCAUGAGAAAGUGUUCGGAGAUACAUUAUUCUAUCCUGGUGCUAAAUCUGUCGUGCUGGUCGUUCGCCUCGUCUGUCUUCUUCUACUUUACAGUGUCUGGUCAUGGCAUUAGUCAUGAACUUCACAAGUCCUGGCUGCCACAUGACUGGUUCACCUGCCUCCAGAUCAUGUUGGUGGCGUUGACUGGCCUGACCGGUCAGGUCCUGGUGACGAAAGCAUUGAAGAUCGAAGGUGCGGGUAAAGUGUCAGUCACCAGGUCGCUGGAUAUCAUAUUGGCGUACGUGAUCCAGGUAUAUAUCUUUGGCGAGAAACCGACUUCGACCAGUCUGAUAGGGGCGAUCCUCAUCAUCUCUUCCGUGAUUUGUAUGGGCUUCGAGAAGGAAAUCUACGCCGUCUGUGAUUUCAUUCCCUAAUCACGAACAAAAUCAUUCGAAGUCGAGUAAAAAAAAUCGCAAGAGGAAAUAAAAUCUUCAAAUGCAAACAGUCUAAUCUUGACUUGUAUUCGUGGCAAGAACCUCUCCUCAAAAUCACAUACUAUGCUUGGAAUAUCACGAUAUCAGAUGAGAACAAAUGAUAUUAAUAAAU
Molecule: messenger RNA, 1425 nt
Organism: Cataglyphis hispanica
Lineage: Eukaryota; Metazoa; Arthropoda; Insecta; Hymenoptera; Formicidae
Product: solute carrier family 35 member G1-like
Exons: 3
Coding region: 231-1253 (340 amino acids)
Cellular component (GO): membrane
Source: RefSeq, a predicted model, not a curated record